This is a messenger RNA of Pelodiscus sinensis (Chinese soft-shelled turtle), 3257 nucleotides long. The record is from RefSeq and is a predicted model, not a curated record. Lineage: Eukaryota; Metazoa; Chordata; Testudines; Trionychidae.
GUAGCCUAGCGCUGGCCAGGGAGGUUUAACCCAAAGAUCCCGGCCUUCCCUUCCCCUAACCCCUUUGGCUCCACUUGCCAUAGCACAGGCGGCUUUCCUCCCAGCCCCUCUCCUCCCUCUCUCCCUAUCAACCAACCAUUGAAUCAGUGAAGCCUAGGCUGAUCUUUCCACAUGGCUCUUCAGAAAAUAUUUGGUUGGUGGAAGAAGGACCAGAAAAAAAUACACUAACCUAGAUUUAAAAAACAACCCGUAGAGAGACAAGUUUUUUUAAAAAAAAUCGUAUUUAAAUGUAAUGAGGAGAGGGGGAUAUUGUUAUUACAGGCAGAUGAAAAUGAAAGCGGACAAACUAAUUCCUACUGUCUAUACACACACACACACACACACACACACACACACACACACACACACACAAAGCGAUCAGCGGUUAUCUUAGCUAGAUCUCAAAACAGAGAGGGACGGUGCUAGUGUGAGGAUUUGGGUUUGGGCAUGGUUUUAAAAAGAAAAGGUGGAAAAGAAGCCAUUAAAGCCCCUUCUUUGAACUCCACGGAGAUCCUUCAAGGAAUCUGCCCAUCUUCUCCUUUGGCUUGUUUGGAGGGCCCCCGAUCUCGCAAACCAAAGAAGAAGAACCCCAACAAAGAAGACAAGCGUCCCAGGACAGCCUUCACGGCGGAGCAGCUGCAGAGACUGAAAGCGGAGUUUCAGACUAACAGAUACUUGACGGAGCAAAGGAGGCAGAGCCUGGCUCAGGAACUCAGCCUCAACGAGUCUCAGAUCAAAAUCUGGUUUCAGAACAAACGAGCCAAAAUCAAGAAAGCCACUGGCAACAAGAACACCCUGGCGGUGCAUCUAAUGGCACAAGGACUGUACAACCACUCCACCACAUCAAAAGACGGCAAGUCAGACAGUGAAUAGAAAGGGGGCCGGGGGACGGCUGGGGAAGGGGGCAAGUUUCAGUCAAAGUUUAUACAAUGCAAUAAUUUAAUUAAAAAUAAGGGCCAGUGUAUAAAGAUUAAACCAGCAUUAAUAGUGAAAAUAUUGUGUAUUAGAUAUAAUUCUGCAAUAUUCUAUGUAUAUAUAAUUUACAGGUAAGGUGUAAAAAUCCAAAAUAUCUGAUUAUAAAAUAUUUUUGAGUUUCUUUUUAUUUUGGUUCUAUGGAGAUUUUAGAUGGUAUCUUUAUGAGUUUUUUUAAAGCUUAAGUUACCUUUUUAUAGACUUAAGCGCUGUUUUAAUGGACAUUGGACAAUGUUUUUUGAAAUUCAAAAAAAUUAAAAACAAUUUUUGCUGAAGUCCAAAGAUUUUUAUUGCUGCAUUUCACACGACUGUGAACCGAAUAAAUAGUUCUCCCAUUUGUUCGAUGAGUUUUUACCAUUUCUUUUUUGUGUUUGGCUUUGGGGAUAGAAAACGAUUCAAUUUUUUAAAAAGGUUAACAGGGAAAGAAACCCCAAAGCUUUGUAUUAACAAAAAAAAGUCCAAGAGCCUUUCUUUAAUUUGCCCUCGCUUCUUCAUUGGGUUGGGCUCAAUCAAAGACUGGAGGGUUUACAGUGACUCUGAAAAAGCUGGCCAGCAAGGGAUAGAGGAGAUCAAGAAGGAGUUCAUUUGGCGCUUCGUUGUUUGUUUAUUUUCCUUUCCUCGUAGCUUGGUUGGGAAACUUUUGAAGUAAACAUCACAACUUCCGGGAGUCUGUCAUAGGAAGUGAACAAACAAAACACCCUUUUCCAUAUGAAGGAGCCUUUUCUUUUGAGUCUUUUGCCGUAUGUGUGCGCGUGCAGCCAGAGAGUGCAAACAGACACACAUCCCAGUUCCCGUUAGUUCGGCGCAUUUUGGUAGCUUAGACGCUGCUUCUCUUUACCCCCGGAAGGCGUUGUCCUCUAGCUGGCGAUCAAGAAAGUAGCCUGGGAUGACUUUUGCGAAAAGCUCUGGUUUGUCUCGGACAAAUCUGCACCAGGCCGCAGGGCAGAGCUGCUGGCGUUUGAAGUUAGGGGGUUCGGAGCGCCGGCUGCCCAGAGACAGACCAAAGUUGCAGACUGUCGUGGGAAGAACAGGUUCUCGUCAACAGCUGACUGAGAACUGGUGGGCUUCCUGUCGUAUACAUUAGAAUACGUCUCUUUAAACUCUCCUACUUGUACUACUGCUGAGUAUACAGGGUACUGAAAGCAAAAAAUGAGUAGCAUGGCGAUCGGGUGAAGAACUUAUCAAACUUAUUGGAUGAAAAACUGGUAAACCCAUCAACUCUGGAUCUGAACUGGAAAAAAAACAGACUGAACAAAGACUAUAUACAAAAUGCAUCCAUAAAGCCUCUUCCUGUCUCAUGGCCUCCAUACGGGCAGUGUUGGGCCAGGAAAAGAACAAAUCAGGAGGGAUAGAGGACUAGGGGGAAAGGAGAAGUGGGGGCAUUUAUUUCAGCACCAUCAACCCCUAUUAUAUAAGUAAUUCAUAAGCAGGGAGAGGGAUCUCAAAUGUCCUGUUUUGGUUAGAAAGACAGAGGAGCCCGUCACAAGCUGUGGUAUUGUAUUUAAAAAAGUAGCCUAAUAUUACCCAAUGAGGCGGUGAAGAAUAUUUGUCAGUCUAGAAUAUAGGACAGGCUUUAAAUCAGACGUAUCUAUUCAACUGAAUAGUAAAUAUGAAGGGACAGUCAGUGUAAAUAAAACAUUUCUUGGCAUUUGGGUUUUGGUUUAUUUCCCCCCUUGCAAUUUAGGUUUCCGAUUUGAAAACAUGGUACCGUGUAAACUAAGUAUUUUCAAGGUUUGUAGGGUACUUUCAAUAGUUCUCCCCGUUCUAGAUCCCCUCGGUUUGGAAUAAAGUGUCCAAAAUGUUGGCCAGGACCAGAAGGCACCCCCAGUGGGUGCGUAUUGUACAAUAAUUCAGGACUGUAGUCUCCUUGAUGAUUGAGGGUGAAUUUAUCGCUUUGCCUUAAAACCUUCUUUAUUUCACAGCUAUAAUAGACAAACAUUGUACAUAUUAGCAUAAACUUUAAAAAAGAAGCAAACUAUAAGAUAAAAGCUGUAAUUUUAAAUUCUGUGAAUAAUCAUCAGCUGCUUAGGAGACUGGAUUAAAUGACAUUGCCUUUUAGCAAGAAAGCAAAGAUUUUUUUUCAGUUUAUAAAACGUGCAUUUUACAAUUGCAGUAUCAAAUAUUUAUAAUCUUAUGAAAUAUGAAUGUUUCUAUUUACAACUGUGGUCUCAAAAUUGUGAACAUUCUCACUGCAUUUUGUGUGUUUAAAUUCUUGAACAUUGCAUUAAAUAAAACACUUUAUUAUG